AUGGCCAUGAAUCGAAUGCGGAGCGCCUUUGCGCCUCCGCGGAAGGGUGAGACCUUUGAGCUUAGAUCAGGACUUGUUUCCCAAUAUGCCUACGAGCGAAAAGAGGCCAUUCAGAAAACCAUCAUGGCCAUGACCUUGGGCAAAGACGUGUCCCAAUUGUUCCCCGAUGUCCUCAAGAACAUUGCAACUGCCGAUUUGGACCAGAAGAAGUUGGUCUACCUAUACCUAAUGAACUAUGCCAAAUCACACCCCGAUCUCUGUAUCCUUGCCGUCAACACCUUCGUUCAGGACUCUGAAGACCCCAACCCGCUCAUUCGUGCAUUGGCCAUCCGAACGAUGGGCUGUAUCAGAGUUGACAAGAUGAUUGAUUAUAUGGAAGAGCCCUUACGAAAGACCCUCCGAGAUGAAUCGCCUUACGUUCGCAAGACCGCAGCCAUCUGCGUCGCCAAGCUGUUUGAUUUGAACCCUUCGAUGUGUCUGGAGAACGGGUUUCUGGAAACCUUACAAGAAUUGAUUGGCGACCCCAACCCCAUGGUGGUUGCCAAUGCUGUCCAAGCACUCUCUGAGAUCCAGGAGUCAGCUCCAGAGAUGAACAGUCUCCAGAUCACUCCUACCACACUGAAAAAGCUGCUCAUGGCUCUCAAUGAAUGUACAGAGUGGGGUCGUGUCACCCUGUUGACUACGCUAGCAGAUUACAAGGCACACGAUGUAAAGGAGGCCGAACACAUUUGCGAACGAGUCGCUCCACAAUUUCAGCAUGUCAACUCCAGCGUAGUCAUGGCCGCCGUCAAGGCUGUCUUUCUACACAUGAGGUCUCUUUCCAGUGAUGCUCAAAAGACAUAUAUGAAGAAGAUGGCCCCUCCGCUGGUCACAUUGGUAUCUUCUGCACCAGAAGUUCAAUACGUUGCUCUCCGAAACAUCGACCUCCUCCUACAGAAGCAGCCCGAAAUCCUCAGCAAAGAGAUCCGUGUGUUCUUUUGCAAGUACAAUGACCCCCCUUACCUCAAGUUUCAGAAACUGGAAAUCAUGGUCCGGAUUGCAAACGAGGCCAACGUGGAUCAGCUAUUGGCAGAACUCAAGGAGUAUGCAUUGGAAGUCGACAUGGAUUUCGUCCGCCGGGCGGUGAAAGCCAUCGGCCAGGUUGCCAUUAAAAUCGAAAGUGCGAGUGAGAGAUGUGUCAAUGCUCUUCUUGACCUGAUCAACACCAAAGUCAACUAUGUCGUCCAGGAGGUAAUCGUGGUUAUCAAGGACAUUUUCCGCAAGUAUCCUGGAUACGAAGGCAUUAUUCCGACCCUGUGCCAAUGCAUAGAUGAGCUCGACGAGCCAAAUGCUCGGGCUUCUCUAAUCUGGAUUGUUGGCGAGUAUGCAGAGAAAAUCAGCAAUGCUGGCGAUAUCCUUGGUGGUUUUGUCGAUGGCUUCAAUGAAGAAUUUGCACAGACACAACUACAAAUCCUGACCGCAGUGGUGAAAUUAUUCCUCAAGCGGCCUCAAGCGGCCCAGGGGCUAGUUCAGAAGGUCCUGAACGCUGCUACCGCUGACAACGACAACCCCGAUAUCCGUGACCGAGCGUACGUCUACUGGCGACUUCUUUCCAACACCAGCGAUCAGAAUGCUCCCAAGAACAUCAUCCUCUCCGAAAAGCCUCCCAUCACAACAACCAUUCAAUCCCUACCCCCUCAACUACUCGAUCGACUCCUCGGAGAACUUUCUAGCCUUGCUUCAGUCUACCACAAACCUCCUGAGCAAUUUGUUGGACAAGGCCGCUUUGGUGCAGACGCUGUGCAACAAGCAGCGAUUGAAGAAGCAAUGCAAAAUGCUCGAGAAAAUCCCAUCGCCGCCGCUGCCGCCGCCGCGGCAGCAGCAGCCGCACCAGGCACCACACCCGAAGCACAGAAUAAUGUUGAAAAUCUUCUUGAUAUUGACUUUGAUGGCUCAGCGCCAGCUUCGACAUCGGAAAAGCCAUCGAAUGGACUUUCAGGACUGGAAGGUCUUGCAGGCACUCCACACAGAGUGGCGUCACCAUCCAAUCAGCCCUCAUCAGCAAACAACAUGGACGAUCUACUUGGGGUCUUUGGCAACGGCAGCUCGUCGGCAGGGCCAUCUGGAUCUGGCUUUGGUGGAAUGUCUGACAAUGAUAUCAUGAACGGCUUUGCUUCGAUGGACUUGACCGGUUCCCAGCCGCCACCGCCUCAACAACAACUUAGCCAAGGCGGCAAAAAGAAAACGAAUGAAGAUCUGCUCUCCUUAUUCUAA
Molecule: messenger RNA, 2253 nt
Organism: Exophiala mesophila
Lineage: Eukaryota; Fungi; Ascomycota; Eurotiomycetes; Chaetothyriales; Herpotrichiellaceae
Exons: 5
Coding region: 1-2253 (750 amino acids)
Biological process (GO): intracellular protein transport; vesicle-mediated transport
Cellular component (GO): membrane coat
Molecular function (GO): clathrin binding
Source: RefSeq, a predicted model, not a curated record